Messenger RNA from Haliotis rubra (blacklip abalone), 567 nucleotides. RefSeq lists its product as uncharacterized. Bases 29 to 433 code for a protein of 134 amino acids. The record is from RefSeq and is a predicted model, not a curated record. Lineage: Eukaryota; Metazoa; Mollusca; Gastropoda; Lepetellida; Haliotidae. The transcript has 4 exons.
UACUGAUCACUCGAGGUCUACAACCAGCAUGAAGACAGUGUCGCGUGUAGCACUCGUGGGGCUUGUAUGCUCUGUGAACCUGGCUGCGGCAUGUCUGACCGCUGAUGACUGUCCGUUCCUAUAUUGUUGUGUGAAGCCCAUGGGGAAUUCCGUUGACAACCAGUUCCGCCAACAGCAGCUCAGCUCUGGUGUUGUGAUAGGUGGACGUGGUGUCGAUGACGUCAACAACGACCUCGUUGACGGCAGUAGGAGUGCAGUAAGGGGUACUUGUCAGAGCAUGAAGGCGCAAGGACAGCUCUGCUGGACAAAGACAGACGUUGCCUACUUUCCCCCACACGACAUGACCGACGACUGCCCGUGCCAAAGGGGGCUGUACUGUGUGGCCAACGGCGUCUUCCUUCCAGGGGGAGAAGCGGGUGUAUGCAGCGUUUAGAAGAAGAAUUACAGCACAGAAACAAGCAACACCGUACAUAGUGCCUUAUGUCACAGUACCUAAACAUAUGUAUCAUGUAUGUCCAAUAGGAAUAAUAUUGCCUGUUCAUUGUAUAAAAUAGUCGUGGUCUAGGA